UGUUUAGUAGAUGUUUUUUCUUGGGUUGGCUGUGGACUUUUGGGUCUGACACUUCUGCAGUUGAUCUUGGAAGGGCUCCAGAGUGGCUGGAGGUUGUUGAUAAGUGGGACUGCAACUUUCUGUGAGCAGCAGGGCUGAGGGUGCCUCAGGCUUGAAACGAGGAGGAGAUAAAACUGCAAACUUCCUCCUGGCAGCUGGGGAAAACCAAGAAUGUUUGUUUUCAAAUGAGUUCUGCAGGAGUAACUUGGUUCAGGGCUAGCUGAGCCUCUGUUUGUGCUGAGAAAGGCACAAAUGUGCAAAUAAUGUCAGCAUGGGAGAGUUUGGGGAGUUCCUGCCCUGCUCAAAGCAGGGGCACUCAGGGGUUGCCACCCUUGGCCCUGGCUGCCUUCAGCUGUGCCAAACCUGGAAUGUCCCUUCCCUGAGUGGCAGGGAGAAAAAACAGGCUGGGAAGGAAACUCUGGAGGAAUCGGGGUGGAAUUGCUGCUUUUGCCAGAAAAAACUAUCGAAUGAAGAGCUACAAGAACAAAGCCCUGAACCCCGAGGAGAUGCGCAGGAGGAGAGAGGAGGAGGGGAUCCAGCUUCGAAAACAGAAACGGGAGCAGCAGCUCUUCAAAAGAAGGAAUGUGGAGCUGAUCAAUGAAGAUGACUCCAUGUUUGACAGUCUCCUGGUGGAUUCCUACGUCACUUCCACAACGUGUGGGGAGGGAUUGAUCACAGGAGAGAUGGUGGAGAUGCUUUUCUCAGAUGACCCUGACCUACAGCUAGCAACCACUCAGAAAUUCAGGAAAUUACUCUCCAAAGAGCCAAAUCCUCCAAUAGAUGAGGUGAUAAACACUCAGGGAGUGGUGGAGAGGUUCGUGGAAUUCCUGAAAAGAAGUGAAAAUUGCACAUUACAGUUUGAGGCUGCGUGGGCCCUGACAAACAUCGCCUCGGGCACCUCCCAACAAACCAAAAUUGUCAUUGAGGCUGGGGCAGUUCCCAUCUUUAUAGAGCUCCUAAACUCUGACUUUGAGGAUGUUCAGGAGCAGGCUGUCUGGGCGUUGGGGAACAUUGCUGGAGACAGCUCUGUGUGCAGGGAUUAUGUCCUGAACUGUGCCAUUCUUCCUCCCCUGUUAAUGCUCCUCACCACGUCCACCAGGCUGACAAUGACACGAAACGCUGUCUGGGCCUUGUCAAACCUGUGCAGAGGGAAGAGUCCACCUCCUGAAUUUGAGAAGGUGUCUCCCUGCCUGCCAGUGUUGUCCCGAUUGUUGUUCAACAGUGACUCUGACCUGCUGGCAGACGCGUGCUGGGCUCUGUCCUACCUGUCCGAUGGUCCCAACGAGAAGAUCCAGGCUGUGGUGGACUCGGGGGUGUGCAGGAGGCUGGUGGAGCUCUUGAUGCACAAUGAUUACAAAGUGGCCUCUCCAGCUCUUCGGGCAGUUGGCAACAUCGUGACAGGGGAUGACAUCCAGACCCAGGUGAUUCUAAACUGCUCAGCCCUGCCUUGCCUCCUCCAUUUAUUGAGCAGUCCCAAGGAAUCCAUCAGGAAAGAGGCGUGCUGGACCAUAUCCAACAUCACAGCAGGCAACAGAGCACAAAUCCAGGCAGUGAUUGAUGCCAACAUCUUCCCGGUGCUGAUCGAAAUCCUGCAGAAGGCGGAAUUCCGCACGAGGAAAGAGGCAGCCUGGGCCAUCACCAACGCCACCUCAGGAGGGACCCCUGAGCAGAUCAGGUACCUGGUGAAUUUGGGUUGUAUCAAACCUCUGUGUGACCUGCUGACUGUCAUGGACUCCAAGAUUGUUCUGGUGGCCUUGAAUGGGCUGGAAAACAUCCUGAGACUGGGAGAGCAGGAAGCCAACCAGAGUGGGACUGGCAUCAACCCCUACUGCAGCCUGAUUGAGGAGGCCUAUGGUUUGGAUAAAAUAGAGUUCCUCCAGAGCCAUGAGAACCAGGAGAUCUACCAGAAAGCCUUUGAUUUGAUCGAGCACUACUUCGGGGUGGAGGAGGACGCGGCCGUGGCCCCGCAGGUGGACGAGAACCAGCAGCAAUACAUCUUCCAGCAGCCCGAGGCUCCCAUGGAGGGAUUCCAGCUAUAAUCCCGGGGAAAAACCGACCAGAAACCAAAAACCCACCACAAACUUUCUGGAAAGUUUGGGCGAGCAGCUGCUGGUGCAGGCUGGGAGGUUGGACACUCACUGCUCCCGUCUGGGAAACUGCGAGCGCUCCUGGGGAGCAGGGGAGCUCUGCUCCUCCCCUGGGCUGCUGCUCCCCUUGGCUUCGGGGGCAGGAGGGACACGGAGGGGGCAGGUGGCACCUCCUGCUGCCUUCUUCUUUGUGGUGGUGUCUCCCCAGUGCAGUUUUUACCUCGGGUACCCCAGCCUGGGCUCGGGUGAGGACACGGAGAGGAGGGAGCUGUUCUGGCCACAGUAAUUCUGCAAACCUGGCUUCAUCUAUUUAAAUUCCCUUUUUUGGGUUUUUUUUUCUUUUUCUUUUUUUUUUUUUUUUUUUUUUUUUGCACAUGUUACUCUUUAUUAAAGACUCGUUAAUAUGCCAAGAGCAAAAUUCAGCCCUGGCCUUCCUCCUUCAGGUGGACAGUCCUGGUGAAGCCAGGACCAGUUCCCUGAUGAAAAAUACUGAAAAAGGACAGAAAAAUGAGAAGUUCUCUCACUGCUGGGAAGUUGUUUUUUUUUUUUUUUUUUUUUUUUCCUGCUGCUUCCCUUUGUCUAGUUUUUUUUUUGGUUUUGUUUUUUUUUUUUUUUGAAGAACUGCUAGUGGUAUUUCCAAGGAUUAAAAGCAAAAAAAAAAGCAACAAGAGCCCAAAGAUGGGAACUGGGGUAGAUUUUUUUGGAGCAGGAAGCACAGCUGCUGUUGCACAGGUUUGGUUUGCGUUGUACUGACUGAUCUCAGAGCUCUGAAAUGCUGAAACCCAACUGCAUCUUUA
Passer domesticus (house sparrow) is the source of this 2923-nucleotide messenger RNA. RefSeq names its product karyopherin subunit alpha 6 (gene KPNA6). The transcript is spliced from 14 exons. Gene Ontology annotation, molecular function: nuclear import signal receptor activity; protein binding. The coding region runs from base 507 to 2078 and encodes 523 amino acids. Gene Ontology annotation, cellular component: nucleus; cytoplasm; nucleoplasm. Gene Ontology annotation, biological process: NLS-bearing protein import into nucleus. NCBI's taxonomy places the organism in Eukaryota, Metazoa, Chordata, Aves, Passeriformes, Passeridae. The record is from RefSeq and is a predicted model, not a curated record.